Messenger RNA from Megalopta genalis, 1227 nucleotides. RefSeq lists its product as uncharacterized. Lineage: Eukaryota; Metazoa; Arthropoda; Insecta; Hymenoptera; Halictidae. The record is from RefSeq and is a predicted model, not a curated record.
GUUCGUCCGGCUGUAUAAAAGCAGAGGAUCUUCUUGGUGUCUCAUCAGUCGCAAAACAACGACGAACCAACUCCACUAGCCAGCAGCACCAUGUACGCCAAGCUCUUUAUCGUGCUCGCCUUCGCGGCGGUGGUAUUCGCGGAGGAGGCCGCGAAACCGGCGACAGAGACGAAGAAGGACAAGCGAGGAGUCUACGGGCUCGGCUACGGGCUGGACUCUGGUCUAGGAUACUCCGGCUACUCCGGAUACUCCGGCUACUCCGGCUACUCCGGAUACCCGGCAGUCGGCAUCAGCCACGGUGUCUCGACCGUGUUGACCAAGGAAGUGCCGGUUGCUGUGCCCCAUCCCGUCCCCGUCGCCGUCGAGAAACACGUGCCGGUCGCGGUUAAGGUGCCAGUCGCAGUCCCAGUCGACCGUCCGUACCCCGUGCACGUCCCUAAGCCCUACCCAGUGGAAGUGACCAAGCACGUACCGGUCCCCGUAGACAGGCCUGUCCCCUACCCAGUCAGCGUGCCAGUCAAGGUUCCAGUGCCAGCCCCGUACGCCGUGAAGGUGCCCCAGCCCGUCGCCGUCCCGUACGUGAAGCACGUUCCAGUCCCAGUCGCGCAGCCGGUCGUCGUUGAGAAACAAUACGGCUGGCCGUCCAGCUACUCUUCAUGGUAAACGACGACUUAAUUCGCGGAUUCUCACGGGGAGCCAAUCUCCGAGGAGCGGCGGCGGCGGCAAUCUCCGAGCAGCGCAUCAACGGCGAAGACGGGCACAGAUCGUCAAGACCACCGACAGAGAAAGUUCCUCCUGAGAGCGCGCGCGCGCGGUCCUGGCUCGAGGGCGAGCGGCCUUCGAGGACGAUCUGACACGGACCGUUCCCGAAGGCAACGCACCGCCGCGGAUCGCGUCACCCUUCACUCGCGCGCUCACCUUCGCCCGUCCUGUUUCUCUCUUUUACCUCGUUUUCGGUCGGUCAGUCGUUCCGACGAGCAACGCCACGAAGAUUGGCUCCCCCGAGCGACGGGGCGAGAAAGGACCAGCCCCAACCCGGUUCUCGGUGGCCUCGACACCGGGACCUCCUCGAGAGCCGGACCAAUUGGAUCGAGCGUUUCGCUACUGUGACAUUAGUCGUAAUUCUUUUUUUACCGGCGUAAUUGUUUAAUAUUUUCUUUUGUACGUAACUCGACGUAACGCGCGUCUUGCUUCACUGAAAUAAAGAUAUCCUCCUUUUUUUUCGUA